Coccomyxa subellipsoidea C-169 is the source of this 1039-nucleotide messenger RNA. RefSeq lists its product as hypothetical. Lineage: Eukaryota; Viridiplantae; Chlorophyta; Trebouxiophyceae; Coccomyxaceae. The transcript is spliced from 7 exons. The record is from RefSeq and is a predicted model, not a curated record. The annotation marks the transcript as partial.
CUUGACCGCUGCAAGGACAGCACGGCAACACACUUUACAUGGCUCUGAUGUCAAUGUAGUAAGUACCAAAAGUCUUUGCCUGGGGUCAGGCGUUAAGUCCAUGGUGUUGUGAGGACUUGUGAGAUGACAGAGCCUCACUGCAUUUUGACAGACAAUCCAAUACGAUUAUAUUGAGUACUUUGUUCUUCCAAUAACAUGGAAGCUACUCCAUAUGCACUUCCUGUGCGCCACGCCUGGUGGACAGACAGCACACCAGACACUGAGAAGGAGAACAGGCCUCACCAGAUUAGCCUCUUGAGCCUGCAAAGCCACAAGCCACCGGAUCCUAUAAGUCUACAAAGCUGUGCGCCUGAGAGGUUUGAUGGAAAUGGGCAUUAUAUUUCACAAAAGGACAAGAGGGAGCGGAUUGCUUCAGAGGACCAUGGCACAUACCAAGGAGGUAUGGAUGACAUCCGGCAACCAAGCUACUCGGGCUUCAAUCAGGCCUUGGAGGCUGCCGCUGCUCAGACUUCUACCGCCAUAACAGAUAUGCCUGCACCUAGCACACCCACAGGUAGAAGAAGGAGCUCGAUGGGGGAUCCUUCUUCUCCUCCGUCAAAGAGACCUAUGUUCGCCACUGUGUAUGGCAGCAGCCCUGGCAACACCCCAAUGCCCAGGUCUUCUUCUUCGGUCCUGCGGGACCUUCCAAUAGCUCCCAAGAAGCCUGUCAGCCCGUUCAAUGAGCCAUGCAGAACGUUGAAGUUCAACACAGGAAUGCCCCCAUGCAUGCAGUCAUGCCCUGGCCGAGCACAGGACAGCGCACGGCGCCAUGCAGCAGGGAACUCUCACCCUCGAGUCAGGGUGCGGCGUGCUCUGGACCUGCAGACCCCAGGCGCGCAGAGGGGGUUGGACUGCAGCUUCGCAUCUCCCUUUGAGCCGUCGCACUCGCUCAGCAGCCAGAGCCCUGACCCAUGUACGCCGCGCGCAUCAGCCCCGGCUUCUGUCGAGCCAGGGGAGCAGCUGUGCAGCCUGGAUGAGACGUCCGACUGGCAGCAGGGCA